Malassezia japonica is the source of this 1686-nucleotide messenger RNA. RefSeq lists its product as uncharacterized. NCBI's taxonomy places the organism in Eukaryota, Fungi, Basidiomycota, Malasseziomycetes, Malasseziales, Malasseziaceae. The record is from RefSeq and is a predicted model, not a curated record. The transcript has a single exon. The coding region runs from base 1 to 1686 and encodes 561 amino acids.
AUGGAACCGGCGCGGCUGAAUGACUACUUGCAUCCGCACGAAAUCAACACGCCCCACUUUUGCGGCCGCGUGCUGGUACGCAUCCUCGACGCCUCGGGCGCCAAGGAGGGCGAGCCGGGCCAAGAGUACUUUGCGGACCGCUCGCGCAAGUUUUGCAUCCAGAUCGAGGGGCGCUUCAAGCAGGAGUGGUCGGGCGACGACAUUCACUUUGGCACAGACUUUGACAAGUUUGUGCCGUUUCCCCGUGCGCCGUUCAAUGCCGGCAUGCAUGUGGCUCGCAUGAUUGAUCCGUGCACUUUCUACGAGGAGCACCCGCCGUCCGGACGCCCGUACAUCAUGUCGCCAUACGUCGCGUGUAUGAACGUCUUUUGUGCGUGGCCCGCGCCGAACCACAUGGAAGACGCAGUGGUCGUCUACCGUCACACGGACGGCAAGGGAGAGCUUGAAUACACCACGAACCCGGGCACGCUCGAGCACCAGCACGACGGCGACGUGGUGCCGGUUGAGCGCCUCGAGCACCACCCCGAGUCGCCCAUGACGGAAAAGAAGCACGGAUGGUUCUCGGGUCUCCGCAGACACACGACGCACGACGAACGCAUCACGGACAACUACUGGCGCUUUGUCGGCUUUCAGACCGACCCGCGCGUGCGUGCGGUGCUCGAAAGUCAUUCCUCCUCGUCGCGCUCGUCGAACUCGCCCGUAUCGGUGCGCAGCACCAUGUCGCCGUCGCCGAUCGAGACGCCGCCACCCCAGCCAGCACCGGUCGCAGCGCCACAGCCGACGCCGGUCGCGGCGCCAAAGCCAACGCCGGUCGCGGCGCCAAAGCCAAUGCCGGUCGCGGCGCCAAAGCCGAUGAUGGCAAACAAGCCCGAACCGAGCCAGACUCACCCCCCGGCGCCGGCACGCACCGGCACGCCGUCGGUCGGCAAGCGCCUCGCAUCCAAGUCACAGAAGCUCUGGCACGGUAUCGACAAAAACAUGCUCGUCACCCUCGGCUCGAGCAGCAAGCACGCAGGUGUCACCGUCGACCGCAACCACGUCGACCGCCCUACGACGCCGAAGCUGCCCGAAUUUGACUCGAGCACGCUGCACCAUGAGGCGGACUGGUCGGAUCCGUCGUCGCAGGGUGCUGCGCCGGCGCCGAGCCUGGCCGCUGCCAACCUUCCUUCGCCGCCCGGAACUGCGCCGGUUGCGUCGCGCGUCUCGGCAGUGUCGGGCAUGAGCCCGAUUACUACGGCUCCGGUUGCGACGCGCCCGGGCGCGCCGCCGGCUGCGUCGCCGCAAGACUCGCUUUCGCACAGCAUGGAGAGCAUGCAUGUCUCGCCAACCCAAGGCGAGCAGACGGUCGAGCAGCAGCUCGGUCCGUGGCGCUUUGCCGACCCGGCGGCCGACAUGGUCGAAGACAAUGCAUUCGUCUUUUUGAACGAGAGCGUCUCGGUACCUCACCGCCGGAAGCACUUUGCGGAUAUAAAGAACCGUAAGGAAUUUAAGUACGACCCGAAUGUCGUGUAUGGCGCAUCGUUCUUUUCGAACCUGAUGGACUUCAACACAUUUGACCUGGCCAUCGGGCCGGUCCGCAUCAACGUCUCCCCAUUCUUCCAGGAGAUGCCGAUCCGCUACUCGCUCCGCGCAAAGGGCGAUGAGGAGUUGACAUUUUGCACAAUUUCUUUCCAGCUCGUAAAUUAA